Messenger RNA from Torulaspora delbrueckii, 3885 nucleotides. RefSeq names its product chromatin segregase YTA7 (gene YTA7). Lineage: Eukaryota; Fungi; Ascomycota; Saccharomycetes; Saccharomycetales; Saccharomycetaceae. The record is from RefSeq and is a predicted model, not a curated record. Gene Ontology annotation, molecular function: ATP hydrolysis activity; ATP binding; chromatin binding. Gene Ontology annotation, cellular component: nucleus. The transcript has a single exon. Gene Ontology annotation, biological process: positive regulation of transcription by RNA polymerase II. The coding region runs from base 1 to 3885 and encodes 1294 amino acids.
AUGGGGCGUCAUUUGAGAGAUCGCCACAAUGGGGGCGAAAGAAGAGCAGAUCAUGGAGAAUUGGGUGAAAUAAAGGACCGUAAUGGGAUAAUACAUACCACUAGUAGAUCAUUGAGGAAAGUUAAUUAUGCAGAGGUAGAAUCCGGAUUUGAUUACUUAGAUGAUGAAGAUGGGAACAGUGAAAACGCGGAAGAAAAUACAAGAGAACCGCAGGUCGAUAAGGAAGAGAUAUACGCUGCAGAAGAGGUAGAAGUACCUAAAAAGAGACUGAAUGACCCAGAAGCAGAGGAUGAGAGUUUUCAUGAGGACGAUGGUGAAGGUGAAGCAAUGGAUGAUGAUGAUGAUUCGGAAAAUAGUGCUGAUGAUGGGUUUUAUGGGAGGAACGAUGUGAAGCGGCGACGUAGAAUGGCUGACAAGAGUUUUGUAGUAGCAGAUCCGGAUGAUGACGAUGAUAUUGACGACGAGGACGAGGAUGAGGAUGAGGAUGAUGUGGCCCUUAGGGCAUCUAGAAGACGUAGAUCGGCGCGUCAACGUGUGCGGCCAGAAACACCACCUCGACGGAUGUCUCGAAGGCUCAGAAGCAGAACUCGAAUGCAUGAUCAUGAUGAGGACGAAGUUCAUCGUCAUCACGAUCUGGACGACGAGGCCUUGUCUCUCGAAGAAGAGAUUAGAGAGUUACAGGAAGAUAGCCCAAUACGAGAGAAACGAUCACUGCGAGAAAGGACAAAACCUGUCAACUACAGGUUACCACCACCAUUGUCAGAGGCUAAUGCCGAAGAACAUGCGAACAGACAAAACACAUCAUCAUUCAUGAAUCCGUCGCCUCGUAGAGGUCGCGGAGGUUGGAAUGCAAGCCAAAAUAUGGGGCCAACACGCCGAUUGUUCCCUACAGGUGGGCCCUUUGGUGGUAACGAUGUUACAACGAUCUUUGGGCAAAACACCAAUUUUUAUAAUCAUGGACCAUCUGGCGAGAACAAUAAAUUACUCAUCGAUUCCGACUCAUCGGAGGACGAGAUUUUGCCUCUGGGUGCUACUCCAAAGCCAAAAUCGAACAGUUUAAAGAAAAAGAAGAAACCAGAGAUCGCAGAUUUGGAUCCAUUGGGAGUUGACAUGAACGUGAAGUUUGGUGAUAUUGGCGGUCUAGAUAAUUUCAUCGAUCAAUUGAAAGAGAUGGUCGCAUUACCUCUCUUGUAUCCAGAGUUAUACCAGAAUUUCAAUAUAACCCCUCCAAGAGGUGUUUUGUUUCACGGUCCACCCGGUACGGGUAAGACACUCAUGGCUCGUGCACUGGCGGCUAGUUGUUCUUCAGAGGGUCAUAAGAUAACAUUCUUCAUGAGAAAAGGCGCCGAUAUACUGUCGAAAUGGGUAGGUGAAGCAGAGAGGCAGCUAAGGUUAUUAUUCGAAGAAGCAAAAAAGCAGCAACCAGCUAUCAUAUUUUUCGAUGAGAUUGAUGGUCUAGCACCCGUGAGAAGUUCAAAACAAGAACAAAUUCAUGCUAGUAUUGUGUCAACUUUACUUGCUCUCAUGGAUGGUAUGGAUAACAGAGGUCAAGUGAUUGUAAUCGGUGCAACUAAUAGACCGGACGCAGUUGACCCAGCUCUGAGAAGACCAGGUAGAUUUGAUAGAGAGUUUUAUUUUCCGUUGCCAAACCUUGAAUCGCGUGCUCAAAUUCUAAGAAUUCAUACGAAGAGCUGGAAGACUUCACUAUCGGACGAUUUCGUAAAACAUUUAGCAUUAUUGACAAAGGGUUACGGUGGUGCUGAUUUGAGAGCUCUUUGUACUGAAGCCGCUUUAUUGAGUAUCCAAAGAAAAUAUCCACAAAUCUAUCAAAGUGAUGAGAAGUUAGUUGUUGACCCUAGUCAAGUAAAGACAAGCACUGGAGACUUUAUGCUGGCUUUGAAAAAGAUUAUUCCAUCGUCCGCUAGAUCUACGGGGAAUACGGCUCAACCUCUCCCUGAGUCACUCAAACCAUUACUGGGAAUGCAAUUCGAGGCGGUCAAGAUGAAAUUGCAAAGAAUCUUUCCUGAGGAUGACAAUCUCGUCAAAAGUAGCUCUUCCUUGAUUCAGCACUAUCUUGAAUAUGAGGAUGAUACCGAGACCAACGAAGGUACUGGUGGUUUUGCUCAUCGUGCCUUGAUCGACCGAAUCGCUAACUCCCGUAUAUGCAACCCAAAACUCCUACUUACUGGGCCAGCGGGAAAUGGCCAGCAAUACAUUGGAUCGGCUAUUCUCAAUUAUUUUGAACAAUUCAACGUUCAGAGACUUGACCUUGCGACUCUCGUUUCAGACAGUGGGAGAACGCUUGAAUCAGCGGUUGUCCAAAGUUUUCUGGAGGCACGUAAAAGGCAACCUUCGGUAAUCUUUAUACCGAAUAUCGAAGUCUGGUGCAGGGCAGUUCCGGAAUCUGUCAUUCUUACUUUGUCAACUUUGCUAAGAUCUUUGCAAGGAAAUGAAAGAGUUCUUCUUCUCGGAGUUUCAGAUACAGUACAUCAAAAUGAUCUUCUUAGUGGACCGAUUGCUCAUUUUGAGUUUGGAAGAGAAGUGCUCAAUAUAGAAGAGCCGACCUCUCAUCAAAGAAAAGAGUACUUUAGCUUCAUUGCCCAACUGCUACGGAUGAAACCGACUUCAUUUAUAACCAACAGGAAGAGGAGCAAACCACUUCCAAAGUUACCGCUAGCAAAGGAGGAUAAUAAACCUGACGAAAAUAAAGAUGAAAGUGAGCAAUCUUCAUGCGAUGCUCUUAGAAAGAAGUUAAAAUCUUUCCAGCGUCAAGACUUGCGACUGAAGAAUGUUUUAAAGAUAAAAUUAUCUGGUCUCAUGGACCUUUUUAAAAGUCGCUAUAAGAGAUUCAGGAAACCUCCAGUCGACGACGCUUUUCUGGUUCAUCUCUUUGAGCCUCAAACAGACCCCAAUUGGCAGCCAGCUUAUGUGAAGGACAAUGAUAUGAUUCUAGAGGUAGCUUCUGGUCGUCGGUUCUACAACAUGGAUCUAGACCUGAUAGAAGAACGUUUGUGGAAUGGAUACUACUCUGAACCCAAGCAAUAUCUCAAAGACAUCGAACUCAUAUACCGUGAUGCAACUACUACUGGCGAUAGAGAACGAGUAAUCAAAGCUUCGGAAAUGUUUGCCAAUGCGCAGAUGGGAAUUGAAGAAAUGUCUACAGCUGAUUUUAUCCAUGACUGCAAGGCAACUCGCCAAAGGGAUCUGGAAAGACAAGAGCUCUUCCUACGUGAUGAAGAAGUUAGAGUCGAAAAGGAAAAACAGCAGCUAAAGAAUGCAGAAGCCAAUGGGGACAUCAUGGACAAUACCGUCAGCGAGGGCGUCGCUGCAGGUUCUCAACUACAAGCCCAACUUCAAUUCAACGAUGAGGAGGAGAUUGGUCCCCAACCCGAUCAAUCACCAGACGACGACCCCAAAAAAGAAGAGAUUUCAUCUACAGCACAACAAAGUGAGGAACAGCAUCAAACCACUCCAAUGGACAAUCCCGCUACAGGGCUUCAAACUCAUUCAGAACAUAAUGUGAAUAGGAAAGAAGAGACUGUUCAAGCGGACAACAAGGAUCACGCAAGUGCCGAAGGGAGUGAUGAAGAGGCCGAAGAGGAUGAGAAAGGGGAUGCAAAAGAGUCAGAAAGUGAUUGUGAAAGGGAAAAUAGUAGAACUUCUGAGUCAGAAGCUGAAGAUGCAGACGCAUCCCAUGAACUAAUAGUCGACGAGGAUUUGCUCAAGGAGAUAGUGAUUUUACUGGUGAAAAAAACUAAAGGUUACACUGUUUCGGCUCUCGAAAAGCUACACUCUGAUUUAACAGAAAUAAUUUGGACAGAGCGGUUCGUCUGGGAUAGAACGCGUACGGCCGUAAAGGUCAAAGAAUAUAUUACAGGCAUUUGA